UCGGGCAUGGCUACGGACAGCGUUAGCGAGGAAUUUACAACUCUGGUGGACAAUGACUGUUUGGAAAGCACAAUAGAUUGCGCAUACUUUUCCCCAAAUCACACCAUUCAAUGCGAACCAGAUCACAUAGCAUCACAGGCUUGCGAUCUGAUCGAAUCAUGCAUCAAACAAGCAACGGAGAAAAUUGAGAGUCACCUAUCAUCUCUCACUCUUACUUUUAACAAGCAUAUUUCGGUCACUCAACAAAUUCCGCCAGAAUUCGUAAACGCGAGUCACAAAAAUCUCAACAACUGCAUGAAAAAGUCUACAACCGCGUCGUUGAAGGAGGAAGAUGCUCGUGUGGAGCAUCCGUUACAUUUCACAGUCAAUCAUGUGCCAGACAUAGGCAACUUGUUUUUGUUCGGUUUCCAGCAAAUGAUGUUAGUCCACCUCAUAGCAGCUUCAUUCUUCUCAUCUGGAAUUGCAACUCUUAUACAAACAACUUUGGGAUUGAGGCUAUGCAUACUGCAUGGUCCAUCUUCCACAUUUCUUCCCUCACUUCUUGCUUUCGCAAACAUGCCAGAAAAUCAGUGCACCACGGGCUUAUCUACCUUUGUUCCGGAGGGUGAAUGGACAAAAAAGAUCUUGCUAAUUCAGGGCAGUUUGCUUGUCUCUGUCCUCACUUUUGUGUUCAUGGGAGCAACCGGCUUAGUAGGACAGAUAGCCAAAAUGGUUGGACCUAUAACAAUUAUGCCACUCCUUCUGUGGCUAUGCCUAGGCCUUAUACCGACCUUGCACGAGAAAAUGGACCUUCACUGGAUUUCAAUCGAGACUUUUUGUAUUCUCGUUGCUAUGGGUAUAUUUCUUGAAAAUGUAUGUCUUCCAAUUCCCUACUUUUCGUUUUCUAAACGAUCGUGGCAGGUGGCUAAAACUCGCUUAUUUGGACAAUUCCCCUACUUGAUAGCGAUUAUAACGUCAUGGUUUAUUUGCUUCUUGCUGACUAUCACUCGAGCUGAACCUGAGGAUGGGGAGGCAAGGACGGACAAGAACCACACCUUGGCAGUCAUCGCGGAGUCGCCUUGGUUCCGAGUACCCUAUCCAGGACAGUUCGGUCUGCCGCAGGUGUCACUUGGCAUCACAUUUGGUUUCAUUUCCUCAUGCAUUGCAUGUAUGGUGGAAAAUAUCGGCGAUUAUCAAGCAUGUGCUAGGGUCUCUCAUCAAAGAACUCCUCCUACAGCCUCAGUAAAUCGGGCGAUUAUGUGUGAAGGGAUCGGUAGCUUGAUUGCUGGAUCACUGGGACUUGGAACUGGAGUUACUACGUAUGCAGAGAACAUUGCAUUGAUGCACAUCACUAGAGUAGUGAGCCGCUCUACUAUGCAAGUGGCGGGUAUGCUCCUCCUGCUGACAGGUCUUUUCCCUAAAUGUGCUGCCGCGCUAGCCUCUAUACCAGAUGCGGUUGUCGGUGGAGUCUUCGCAAUGGGAGUAGCCAUGAUAACCGGCGUGGCAAUCAGUAAUUUACAGAACGUUGACCUGCGGCUAACGCGCAAUCUCUCGAUUAUGGGCACCGCCAUUCUGAUGGGAGGAAUAAUACCAUUCCACUUUGAGCAUAACAGGGUUAACACAGGUUUGAAAACUGUGGAUGAUUGUUUUAAUAUGCUUUUGACCAUUCCAAUGCUUAUUGCGGGAGUAAUCGCUUUCGUACUAGACAAUACUGUGGGAGGUGCAACAAGAGAGCAGAGAGGUUUUGCCUCUCAAGAACUUGAAGAUAAAACCUCAGUAGAAGAUGAUGGAUAUGCAUUACCAGAAACAGUACGAAAAAUUUUGCGCCGACAUCCUUGCUUGUGCAAACUUCCAUUCCUUCCAUCUAGAAGGAGCAUUCUCGCCUCAAGCAGCAGUUGCAACACAACAUCAUCCUAUGUGUAAGCAGCGAGAGGCCUUUGUGGCAGGAGGACAAAUGUAAUGCAUUACGAACCUAAUUUUAUUGCAUUCGCUUGUGUCACAAAUCUCAUAUUAUUGUACCAAAAAAUAAUAAAAAGAUGUUUUCAACUUGUCCACUGUCUCACAUUUUCCAC
Messenger RNA from Cylicocyclus nassatus, 2051 nucleotides. The record is from the annotation of a GenBank genome assembly. Lineage: Eukaryota; Metazoa; Nematoda; Chromadorea; Rhabditida; Strongylidae.